UUGCAAGCAGGUUUGGGGUUUUGGUUUUUUUUCUUCUCCCCCACUCUCUCUUGCUAAGCUGCUGAGGAUGGAGAUUGCUGUGGUUCGCUCUGGAUCGCCGCCAGUGUCUAUCUAAGAGACCGUUAGCCGGGAGAUGGGAUGUGGUAGCAUUGUGGAACUCCUUGCAGACACACACACAGAGGGAGGGGAGAGAAGAGGAGAAAAGGGCUGUGCCUGCCUCCUAGCGAACCACACAGAGGAGGAGGGACAGGGAAAUGGAUGCUGCUUGUUAGGCCAUAGGCCUGCUUAAUCUGGAUUUAAUGGGAUGCUUUUUUCUGUGGACAAUCUGGUUGAAAUCUGAAGUGCUGCUGCUGCCGCUGAGGUGAAAAAAAAGAAAGAUGACGGAGGGCCGCCGAUGUCAAGUGCACCUCCUCGAUGACAGGAAGCUGGAACUUCUCGUGCAGCCAAAGCUUUUGGCCAAGGAGCUGCUCGACCUGGUGGCAUCUCAUUUCAACCUGAAGGAGAAAGAAUACUUUGGAAUUGCCUUCACAGAUGAAACGGGACAUUUAAACUGGCUUCAGCUGGACCGUAGAGUGCUAGAACAUGACUUCCCCAAAAAGUCAGGACCAGUUGUUUUGUACUUCUGUGUCAGGUUCUACAUUGAGAGCAUUUCUUAUUUAAAGGAUAAUGCCACCAUUGAGUUGUUUUUCUUGAAUGCAAAGUCCUGUAUUUACAAGGAACUCAUUGAGGUUGACAGCGAGGUGGUGUUUGAAUUGGCCGCGUACAUCUUGCAGGAGGCGAAAGGAGAUUUUGCAAGCAAUGAAAUUGUAAAGACUGACUUGAAGAAGCUUCCAGCCCUUCCAACGCAAGCCCUGAAGGAGCACCCUUCCCUUGCUUACUGCGAGGACAGAGUCAUCGAGCAUUACAAGAAACUGAGUGGUCAGACAAGAGGCCAAGCGAUUGUAAAUUACAUGAGCAUUGUAGAAUCCCUCCCAACGUACGGAGUCCAUUAUUAUGCAGUAAAGGACAAGCAGGGAAUUCCCUGGUGGUUAGGACUUAGCUACAAGGGCAUUUUUCAGUACGACUACCAUGACAAAGUGAAACCAAGAAAGAUCUUCCAAUGGAGGCAGCUAGAGAACCUGUACUUCCGCGAGAAGAAGUUUUCCGUGGAAGUUCACGACCCACGCAGGGCGUCUGUGACCAGGAGAACGUUUGGGCACAGUGGCAUUGCCGUGCAUACAUGGUACGCCUGUCCUGCAUUGAUCAAGUCCAUUUGGGCUAUGGCCAUUAGCCAGCACCAGUUCUACCUGGACAGAAAGCAGAGUAAGUCCAAGAUUCAUGCUGCGAGAAGCCUAAGUGAAAUCGCUAUUGACCUGACUGAAACUGGAACGCUGAAGACUUCGAAACUAGCCAACAUGGGAAGCAAAGGCAAAAUUAUCAGCGGCAGCAGUGGCAGUCUUUUGUCAUCCGGUUCCCAAGAGUCAGAUAGCUCUCAGUCUGCCAAGAAAGACAUGCUGGCUGCAUUGAAAUCCAGGCAGGAAGCUCUGGAAGAGACACUGCGCCAGCGACUGGAGGAGCUAAAGAAACUGUGUCUCCGAGAAGCGGAGCUCACAGGAAAGCUGCCCAGGGAAUACCCCCUAGAUCCAGGGGAGGAGCCACCUAUUGUAAGGAGAAGAAUAGGGACGGCCUUUAAACUGGAUGAACAGAAAAUACUGCCUAAAGGAGAGGAAGCGGAGCUGGAGCGCCUGGAGAGGGAAUUUGCAAUUCAGUCCCAGAUCACCGAGGCUGCUCGGCGCCUGGCCAGUGACCCCAACGUCAGCAAAAAGCUGAAGAAACAAAGGAAAACCUCCUACCUUAAUGCCCUAAAGAAGCUGCAGGAGAUCGAAAACGCCAUCAAUGAGUACCGCAUCAAAUCUGGAAAGAAGCCAACUCAGAGAGCCUCCCUGAUCAUAGACGAAGGAAACAUCGCCAGUGAAGAUAGCUCCCUCUCAGAUGCCCUUGUUCUUGAGGAUGAGGAUUCUCAGGUUACCAGCACAAUAUCCCCCUUACAGUCACCUCACAAAGGACUCCCUCCCCGGCCGCCCCUACAUAACAGACCACCUCCUCCACAGUCAUUGGAAGGACUCAGACAAAUGCACUACCACCGGAAUGAUUAUGACAAGUCCCCUAUCAAGCCCAAGAUGUGGAGCGAAUCAUCCCUGGAUGAACCCUACGAGAAGGUCAAGAAACGCUCCUCACACAGUCAUUCCAGCAGUCAUAAGCGGUUCCCCAGCACAGGAAGCUGUGCAGAGGCUGGAGGGAGCAGCUCUCUGCAAAAUAGCCCCAUCAGGAGCCUCCCGCAUUGGAAUUCCCAGUCCAGCAUGCCAUCUACACCAGACCUACGGGUACGCAGUCCGCAUUAUGUCCAUUCCACUAGGUCAGUAGACAUCAGCCCGACCAGACUGCACAGCUUAGCUCAGCACUUUAGACACAGAAGCUCCAGCUUAGAGUCACAAGGCAAGCUCCUCGGGUCAGAGAACGAGACGGGGAGCCCCGAUUUCUACACCCCAAGGACUCGUAGCAGUAAUGGCUCUGACCCCAUGGACGACUGCUCUUCCUGCACCAGCCAUUCCAGCUCUGAGCACUACUACCCUGCUCAGAUGAACGCCAACUACUCCACCCUGGCCGAGGAUUCCCCCUCAAAAGCCAGAGAGCGGCAGAGGCAAAGGCACAAAUCUGCGGGAAACCUGGUCUCUUCUAAUUCAGGGAGCAUGCCCAACCUGGCGGCAAGGAACGGAACCGGGCACCCCGGGGUCUACCUGCACAGCCAGAGCCAGCCUUCCUCUCAGUACAGGAUCAAAGAGUACCCCCUGUACAUCGAAGGCAGCUCCACGCCCGUGGUGGUGCGCAGCCUGGAGAACGACCAGGAGGGACACUACAGCGUGAAAGCACAAUUUAAAACCUCCAACUCCUACACGGCAGGGGGGAUGUUUAAAGAGACCUGGCACGGGGACGAAGUGGACUCGAUAAGACUAACCCCCUCCCGUUCUCAGAUCAUAAGGACGCCAUCUCUGGGCAGAGAAGGCCACGAGAAGGGCUCGGGCAGGACUGCAGUAUCAGAUGAACUCCGUCUGUGGUACCAGCGGUCCACAGCCUCCCACAAGGAGCACAGCCGCCUGUCGCACACCAGCUCCACCUCCUCGGACAGCAGCUCCCAAUACAGCACAUCUUCUCAAAGCACCUUUGUGGCACACAGCAGGGUAACGAGGAUGCCUCAAAUGUGUAAAGCAACAUCAGCUGCCUUACCUCACAGCCAGAGGAGUUCAACACCAUCUAGUGAACUAGCAGCUACACCACCAAGCAGUCCCCACCACAUCGUAGCAUGGCAGACUGGGAGCUACAACGAUAGCUGUUUCCUGGAUUCUCCCCUCUAUCCAGAACUAGCAGAUGUCCAGUGGUAUGGACAGGAAAAAGCCAAGCCUGGGACUCUAGUGUGAACCCCUGACCUCAAUCUGAUCACAUCAAUGCCAUUCGGAGAUCACCUCACUGCCUCUCAUUUGCCUUACCCAGAUGCACUGUCGCCCGGCACCAGCUUCAACGCUAAGCACUUUUCUCGAAAUGCGAUUCAAGACGCCAUUACAGAUACUAGCCCCAGAAUGCAUCCGCAACCAGCAACGGAUAGCAGUGUUUCAAACCAGAUUGCCACAGACUGACAUACAACUCCUAUAGCCCAAAGGGCCCGGGGUGGGGACAACAUAUAUGAAUAACUAUGUUAGCAGCCAGAUGGCAGGGUUUUUUUCUUUGAAAGCCUUUCAAGGUAUAAAUACAAUCUUAUAGGUCUAUGGCAUGGGAAAAUAGUAAGAUUUCUACAACUUGCAGUCUGAAGCCAACAGAACAUUAGUUAAGGGGGCGAGAAACAGUGGUUGUGAAAUAUAUUCCUUACUCCUGAAGUAUUUAUUUGGAGUAAAGAAAAGCUCCUCUUGCUUCAGAGAUGUGUCAGAAUAUCGCAAUCAGUUCAGUGCUGCCAAGAUCACAGAAUUACUACGAGACGAGAGCAUGGGCAGCGUCUCUGUAGAUGUGCCCAUUUCCAGAGAUGACAGCCUACAGUUUGGAAACUGUUUUUACUUGCUUCCUCACUUUAAGCCCUUCCAAAAAAUAAAACAACAACCACCCAUUGGGAUGAAGACACACCAGAGCUCUGGGCUGGGAUCGUAAAAUCAAUCUCGAAAAGCUGCUGUUUAAACUGGACAGACACAAAGGUUUACAAGGGUAUUAUCUAAAAAAGAGGCAAGUACUGCUACUCUUAGCAUCUGUGGCCGGCACAGGCUAACCACCAAUACAUACAGUUUUUGUUUGGGGUUUUUUGUAACGCUUAUGAUAAAUUAAGGUGAAAAUUGCCAAAAGCCGUUCUAUGAAUAGAAAUAACCAAUAAAGGAUAUCCUAUUUAUGCACAAAGUGUUUAACAUGAAAUCAAAGGGAAGCACAUUACAAGCUAAUGGACGUGGUAAAGCCACAUUAGCAUAACGGUUCCGAUUAUUACGCUUUUGGUAAGUGCCAGUGUAGCAAAGGGCUCAUCACCAAAGUAUUGGUAUCCAAGGGACCCCACUAUGUUAUAAAGUGGAAGGGUUCAGUAGUGCUCUCUACUAACCAGCAGACUAGGCAAAUUUUCAGAUUGCAAGAAGGGACCAUAAUAAAAGCUAAUUAAUUAGUAACCUUGAUGCACUCGACACAGCCUCUCGUUGUCUACGGAUACCAAAAGGAAACCUAGGAGAGAGUCAUGACGGGAGCCGCAAGUUUACAUGUACUUUGGAGUUAUGCUUUACACAUGUCAAGCCAUCAAACGGCAAAAGGCCUCAAAGACACUUUUGUACUGAACUAGUGCACAAGCUAGGUGGGGGUUGAAGCUGGCACAUCUCGUCUUCGCUAUGGUGCUUCGCUGUUUUUAUUGCCACUAGAUGGGGUGGGGUUCUCGCCCCAUUUGUGCAUGCGGAUGACGAUUUCCUAUGGGAAAGGCAAUUAAAGAAAUGGCUGGCGGGGGUUACUUUGUGAAAAGCAGAAACUGAUGUUAGCUUUAGUUUAAAGAAAUCAAGCGUGCUUGCGUGCGUGCGUGUGUGUGUGUGUGUGUGUGUGUGUUCAAAGAAUAAUGCUAGUCUACCAGACGCGGAGGGCAGGAAAUUUAAAACUAAACUUGAGGGCUGCCACACCUUUUUCUUGUAAUAGUGUCACUGGGAAACUGUUUUACCAGAAGCUUUCAAGAGCACAGAUUGCCCAUAACGAGGCUUGGAAAGAUUAGGAGUAGGGGGAGUGGUUAAAAAUGAAUGUUAGCAGUUACUGUGAGUGCUUUUUCCUACAUCGUUUAUACAUGUAUUGACUUGUUUUAAUAUUCUGCACUUAUCUGCUACCAUGCAGUCUCCCUAUACUCCUGUGAGGCACUGUAGGAGCUGUGGCUGGGGGCAAGUGAGGCCCAGGGCGGUUAUCUGACUUGCCCGAGAGCAUGUAGGAAGAAAUAGAACUCAGAUCUAACUUCUGUGCCGUUUGCUAUAAAAAUUACCUCUCUAUAGAGCUGGCAAAUUUUUGCACUUGCAGGAAAUUUAAAUUUAAAACACUAAAGCCUCUGUUUGCCAGCAGCUGAGGAUGGGCGACGGGAUGGAUCACUUGAUGAUUACAUGGUCUGUUCAUUCCCUCUGAGGCACCUGACAUUGGCUACCGUCAGAAGACAGGAUACUGAGCUAGUUGGACCUUUGGUCUGACCCAGUAUGGCCGUUCUUAUGUACAUUCCAAACCUGAUGUCUAUGGAAGUCAAGAAUCAUUAGAUAUUUAGAAAUAAAAAACAUAGUUGACAAUAAUCAUCUAUCUUGCUAACCAAGCACUAGGCGGAUCUGACAACCAGGAGAGUGCACCUGUUCAUCUAAAAGUGCAAUAUACCACGUGUGUUUAAUUUUCCCUCGCUCUAAAUAUGAAUGACUAAUGAGGGAAUUGCUCUUAUUGCCCCACUUCUGUUUUUGGAUGGAGAGAAGACAUCAUUGAUUAAUAGCCAUUGCUGAUUAAACGCUAAUCCUUCCAAGUCUAACUACACCUCUACCUCGAUAUAACGCUGUCCUCGGGAGCCAAAAAAUCUUACCGCGUUAUAGGUGAAACCGCGUUAUAUUGAACUUGCUUUGAUCCACCAGAGUGCGCAGCCCUGCCCCCCCGGAGCGCUGCUUUACUGUGUUAUAUCUGAAUUCGUGUUAUAUCGGGUCGUGUUAUAUUGAGGUAGAGGUGUAUAAACAGAGGGCCCAGGUUAAUCACCAGGCAGGAAUUAGCCCAAGAAGUUCAGGGGCUUUGAGCAACUGUCUAUAUUUUCAUUUCCCUAGUAAAUAAUUUUUCUGUGUAGCCUUUUUUAUUUAAAAGGAUUCAAGCCCAGCAGCACAACAGGGACUCUGGACACUACUGUAAUACAAAUUGCUAAUCAAAAUUAAUUGCUCCAGAAUCAGAGCAGGCCUGCAGUUUUGCAGAGGGCAAGGGGGUGGCAGCCCUGAAGUUCAUGAUGGUGUAAGUCACAUUGCAAACAAUUUGGUCAGCCUGCCUUGCCAACAGGCUUGAGGCGAGAAAAAUCUUUUGAGAAAUGGAUUGGGUUUUGCGUUGUGGUCUGCUUUUCUGGUUUGCAAUCAAGGCACACGUGAGCCAGUCUGGUAGUAAAGACAUUAAGUAAAACAGGUUUUACUGUUUAGCUCAAUUCAAUUAUACACAAAUGUACAUACAAUGUUAAUCAAAUUAGAUUAACAUGGUUAAGUAUAACAUGGAGGGGUAAAACAGAACUGUUAUAUACGAGCACUUGACUACCAACUUACCAGCCUUUUUCUUUUUCUUUUUUAAUAAAGGCCCUUUUCGGAUAUAAAGCCACUGUUGCAUUCUUAGUCUCUAUGUAUGAAACUCCCUUGGUUUAGCCAGAAGCCUGGUGUAUGCAUACAUCAGGCCAUAUUGCGAGGCAGGGUUUAUUUUUAAAUGAUACUAUAUGCAGUCGAGUGUUGAAAAUGUUGAAAAGGUCAAAUUUGUUUUCCCUCUGUAUUAGUUUUAGUUUUGGACAUAGCAAACCCCAUUCAGGUGCUAUCAGAUGACCAGUUACUGCUUAGUUAACUAGAUGUAAAGUUUUACAUAUAUAUUAAUGUCAAUAGUUUUAUUACAAGUCGUGUAAAAUGGACUCUCUAGUUUAAAAAAGAAAAAAAUUAGGUCUCUCUGAAACUGACUUUAGAGCAUGUAAAAUGAUUUUACUGGAUUCUGUUCACCUGUAAUCAGGGGGAAAAUAUGUAUGUUGUAGAAAAAGUUGCAGAAUUUAAAAAAAAAAAUCUGCUUUUAAUUUAUUCUUUUUGUAUUAAGAAUUUGUAUAGUUACCUUUACAUUUUGCAAAACAGUGUUGUCAACACUUCCUUAUUAAAGCAUUUUCAAAAUGAAAUGUUGCAGCAGCUCUUUGAGAUAUUAAACAGGGUUGAACAACA
This is a messenger RNA of Malaclemys terrapin pileata, 7433 nucleotides long. It is a transcript of the gene FRMD4A, whose product is annotated as FERM domain containing 4A. Gene Ontology annotation, biological process: establishment of epithelial cell polarity. The record is from RefSeq and is a predicted model, not a curated record. Gene Ontology annotation, cellular component: cytoskeleton; adherens junction; bicellular tight junction. Lineage: Eukaryota; Metazoa; Chordata; Testudines; Emydidae. The transcript is spliced from 23 exons. The coding region runs from base 378 to 3455 and encodes 1025 amino acids.